This is a messenger RNA of Microcebus murinus (gray mouse lemur), 5236 nucleotides long. RefSeq names its product ependymin related 1 (gene EPDR1). Gene Ontology annotation, biological process: cell-matrix adhesion. Gene Ontology annotation, molecular function: calcium ion binding. Gene Ontology annotation, cellular component: lysosome; extracellular region. NCBI's taxonomy places the organism in Eukaryota, Metazoa, Chordata, Mammalia, Primates, Cheirogaleidae. The record is from RefSeq and is a predicted model, not a curated record.
CCCUUCUAAAACACGAUGCCGUUCAGGAUGCUAGUGGCACCACUGCCACUGCAUUUCCUGUUGGCAGCAGUGAGCAGUGAAAACAGAAGCGAAGCGGCAGCAGGCAGCGUCCCGGGCAGAAAUAGCUCCCGUGCGAUUCACUGGGGCCCUCCUGUGCGUCCCGAUCUGAUCUCGACUGCGCGGAGGCCACCGCGGGGGCUGGAAGCGCCUUCGCCCAGACCACACUCGCGGCAAAGCAGUGCGGAGGGAAGCGGCGCGAGCCACUCUGCGCCCGCCCGGGCGCCUCAGCGCCCCCUUGGGCUCGGGCUCCCUCCUGGGGGAAGGGUCGUGAUGCCAGGCCCCGCUCCCCUCCGCGUGGCCCGGGGGGCCCUGGGCGCCUGGCUGCUGGGCAGCCUCUGGGUCUGGACUCUGGGCGGCCUGCGCGGCCUGGGGGCGGCGGGCUUCCCGGGGUCGCCGCGCCCGUGCCAGGCGCCGCAGCAGUGGGAGGGCCGCCAGGUCCUGUACCAGCAGAGCACCGGGCGCAACAGCCGCGCCCUGCUCUCCUACGACGGGCUCAACCAGCGCGUGCGGGUGCUGGACGAGAGGAAGGCGCUGGUCCCCUGCAAGAGACUAUUUGAAUAUAUUUUGCUCUAUAAGGAUGGAGUGAUGUUUCAGAUUGAACAAGCCACCAAGCAGUGCUCAAAGAUCACCCUGACGGAACCCUGGGAUCCUCUUGACAUUCCUCUGAACUCCACCUUUGAAGACCAGUACUCCAUCGGGGGGCCCCAGGAGCAGAUCACCGUCCAGGAGUGGUCCGACAGAAAGUCAGCCAGAUCCUAUGAAACCUGGAUUGGCAUCUAUACGGUCAAGGACUGUUAUCCUGUCCAGGAAACCUUUACCAAGAAUUACAGUGUGAUAUUGUCCAUGCGGUUUUUUGACAUACAGCUGGGCAUUAAAGACCCCUCGGUGUUCACCCCUCCAAGCACGUGCCAGACGGCCCAGGCGGAGAGGAUGAGCGGGGACUGCUCCUGGUAGCCUGCAAAGGCAGAAGUGACAGCAACCAUGUCAGCCGCCUGUGGCCCCAGCUGGAGACUGACUUGAGUCUGUUUGGGGUGAGAAUCUUCAUUGGAGAUAAAUAUAAUCUUAGGAAGAUAUACAUUGCUGUGGAUGGUUUUUUUUUUUUUUUUGUAUGUUGAGUUUUGACUACUCAAGCCAUGUUUCCAGAAGAGAAUUGAAUGGAGAGGAUUUGUGAGCUGACUGGAUGGCUAAUGUGGACACUUCGGGUACUGCCGAUGCCUGUUUGGGUCUGGGCUUCCUGUGUGUGCAGGUGUGUGCGCAGUGCAGAGCCAUACAAAGAGGGGCGGGGGCCAGUGGGAGCAGUUUGCCUUGGCCAAGGAGGAGUAUUUUAUUGCUGCCCUCGUUCAGAAUGGGCCAUGAUAAGAAAUAGAACGAUUUUGGCCAGUUUUGUUAGUAAUUCUUAAGUUUUCUGCAGAGAAGUCCCCCUUCACUGCUGCACCAGAGUGCCAGGCUGCUCCCUGACCCCACCGACCCUGCCCUGCACUUCCUUGGCCACCAAUAAAAUGAUCCCUUAAAAUUCCUUCCAGACUUAAGAGUUUUAUGACAUAACCCAACAGAUAUGAGUAUUUUUGGAAGACUAUAAUAUACUAAAUAAUUAUUCCUAUAAAGAGACAUUUUAAGCAAGAGAGUUUGAAAAAUCCUAACGUCUACACCUGGUUAAGCGUGAGCCACAAAUGCUUCCUUUUUUCUAUGCAAGAGUUUUGAUAUAUGUGCUGAGUCUUCACAUCUUUGUCAAUUGACAGGCAGUGUUCUAUGUAAAAUAGCACUGACUUGGGAGUCAGGAGACUAUAGUCUCCUAAGUCCAGGACUAGAAUUCCCUUGGGCUCUAACUCAUUAGGUUAUUAAAUGCACUAGGUUUGCCCUCACCUUGGCCUUCCUGGGACACUGUUCACAACCUCUAUGCCUGUCUGACUUCUGCUCCUCCUUCCCAGGUCACUCACAAGGCUGCUCCCAAGCCUGGAUGAGUUGCACCCUGCAGCUCGAGCAUGCAUUUCUCACAAUACUUACUAUGCUGUGUGACAAUUUCCUGCUUCCUGGAUACUUUCAUCCGCUACCCUAGCUGUAAGCUUUCUGAGUACGGGUACUGUGCACUGUUUACUUUUAUAUACCUAGCACCAAGCAAGUGCCUGGCACAUGUUCAGUGCCCUAAACAUCUGUAGAGUGGAGAAGGCUAGCCUCUCUCUGGCCCUUAAUUUCCUCAUCUGUUAAAUGGGGUUGAGUUUGUUGAUCGCUAGGGAGACUUCCACUAAUAAAAUUUUUUAUCUUAGAUUCCUCUACUAUUGUGUUUCAUCUGACCAUCUAUCUUCUUUAGUUACCGAGAGAAAUGUGUGACAUCUCUAGUAUGCUGAAAACAAUCUGUAUUACUCAAGUUUAUCUGUAUUUCAAUAAGCAAAUUUAAUGCAUUUGAAAGCAUUCUUUGUUAUAUUUGCUUUUAUAAUAAAUAUGGAUAAUCUUGGUUAGAAGGGAUUAAAACCUCUCUCUUAACACAUAAAUAAAGUGCUUUCUGUUAUUAAAACCCAAUUUUUUUGUCUUCCCUCAAAAAUCUGCUUUUCCUCUUCCCUUCUUUAGAGUGCAGUUCCCAGGUGCCUGGCUCGGAAGUUUCUGAGUCAUUCUUGACUCAUCAGUCUCCUUUAGUCCCUACCUCAGUCAGUAUCCCAAGUCCCAUCAAAGUAGUUGUUAAAGAGGCAGUACCUCUUGUCCUUUCUCUCAGUCACCACUCAGCUCUGGGCUGUUAACGUUGUUGGCCUUUGCAGGAUCUUCACACCCUCCUUCACCUUCACACCUGUGAAUGAAUGAAGCCAUCCCCUGUAUGAAUGAAGCCAUCCCAUGUCCAUUCAUUCAUUCAUUCGGUCAGUCAGUUCACAAGCUGGUACUGAGCACCUGCUCCCUGCAGGGCCCAUGCAGGUUCCUGGAGUCCCAGAGGAGGGUGAGCCCACCCAAGGCUGGCAUCUGGCAUGCAUAGACCAGGAAGAGCUUCAUAGCUGUGUUCGGGUGGCCUAGCCUGCUAAAGCUCUUGUGACAGUGUUUGUCCCACUUGCUGUCCCUCCACCCCUAGAAUGGCCCCUCUCCUUUCCAAGCUGAAGAGCUCCCCUUAUCCCUGGGACUUUGUCUUUGCCCAUGCCUGGCCACCACAUCCCCACUCACAGAAAUGAAUAAAAAUAAAAAUGCAAAAGGAUUUCACAUCUGGUGGGGACGCUCUAUGGAUCUGAGGGUGUCGUGUCCCCGUGACUCUCCUCUGUCUAAAAGUACAGUGGAGACUCCUUAGCUUGGUGCACAGGCCCUUUUUGAUCAGGCCCUGAGUCUUUCCAGCCUCACCACUGGACACAGCUUUUUCCUUCCCUGACUGUCUCAGGAGCUUGAGAAGUAAUGGCUGGUUACCCCUAGGGGGCAGGAGGGCUUUCUUAGUCAGUUUUUUUGGUGUAAAAAUUUUCUAGUGGGCAUCAGAGUCAAAAUGAAGAGGGCCAUGAAACAGGGCAGGGACUUGCAAUGAAGGAGAGCAUCUGAGUGUUACUUAUCUGCAGCCUGACAAUGGCAUCAUGGACAACGGGCAUGGACCAGGGUUGGGUACCACGUUGUGGAUAUCCUGCCUCACACAUCCCUGGCCCUUUAUGCUACAUUGGAACAAUUUAUUUCCACCUCUCCAGAGGCAGCCUGGACACUUCCAAAUUGUCGGGAUCCAUGGGAGUGCUGAGGUGUGCUCAACCCUGUACCUCCUUCAACUCCGCCGGCUGAAGGAGGCCUGGCCCUCGGAUGCAGCCAUCACUCCCUCUCCCAGUGGCCGAUGGGGAAUCAAGGCAGCCUGGCCUUUCUGCUCACAAUUGCUCUGUUAUCAGUGGGCCUUUCUUACUAGAAGUUUUGCUAAUAAACAUUUCUAAAAUUGGGAGACAUUUAAAAAUAUUUUUAAUAUUUAAUGAAGCCUAGAGAGUUUAGGACUUUGGGGAAAUUUUCCAUGAAAUUCCUAUGAAAUAUAAUUCCCCACCAAGCUAAGUCCUGCAUCAUUUGAAAACUCAAUACUCACCUCUUAUUGGAUUUCCUCCACUAACUCCAUGCUUUGAAUGUUCCCUCUGUUAUUUUAAAUCUUUUUGAAUAUGUAUUCACCUGUACCACACAAAGGUGUUUUUCAAAUAUAUAGACCUUAACUUCCUCCAUCUAAAGAAAGCACCUCAAAUGCAGGAAUUAUAUCCUUGUCAUUCUUGUUGAGUCAAAAUGACUUGAUAAUUUAAGUUAUAUGACAGAAUGAGCCUCCCCAGCCAAACACUUGGGAAUAAUUUAUGAGAUUUAAAGGCUUUGUAGGUAAAAAGACAAGUUUAGCUUUAUUUAUAGAUAUUAUAAGAUCAAUAAAUAUCUCUUUUAAGAACUAUACUAGGAUAGUACCAAUAUAAAUAUAUUUUUAUUUAUUUUAAAGCAGAAUUAUUAGCUCAUCUACAUGUGUAGAAAAAAUACUGGGCCUCUAUUUUGUUGUAUAUUUUAUUCAAGUAGAGUGAAUACUUACUUUUAUGAUAUCCCAAUUUUUAAAUUCAUGUUGUUUUCAUUAGAGCAGAAACUAACACUUAUUUUCAGUGCCUAUUUCAUAUUUAAAGUUGGAAAAUGUAAUGUAGCCCCGGAAAUCAAGGAGUGACCUAUAAUUAUCCUAUAAUUUAGGAAUUAUUUGCAGUAAAUACAACAUACACAGUAUUUAAGUAAUCUGAGUAUAUGUAUGUGUGUGCUAUGCUGUGAUUGCAGUUUUAUGAUUCCCAGUGACAUAUUGUAUAUUUAUUUGACCUAAAGUUGUUCAAAUCAUAUAGCUUAAGUGGCCUUUUCCUCCAUCAAUUUAAUACUUGAUGGCAAAAUAGGUCCUCUUCUUACUUAAACAUGAAUACUAGCAUUGUAAUUUUUAGUUAUGCUCUACAGUUUUAAUAAAGAAAAUUAUUAAAACAAACAAUAAAUAAAAGCAUUAUCUGUUUUUGUGUGAAAUAGUUUUUCAGACCUAAAGUGUGUCACUUAAUAACCUCUUGCUAUAGCUGAGUCAUCCUGGAGGAAGGUGGCUAUUGGGAAAACACGGGUCUUAGCUUCCCAACCAAGAUACACCAUCCUAAACUACUGGAAAGUUCUCAGUUAACUAAAUACACAAAUCUGUUGAACAGUGCACUUAGGGCUAUACAUGCGGGUAAUUAAAUGUGUAUCAUAUAAAUUUAGGGUC